Brienomyrus brachyistius is the source of this 1808-nucleotide messenger RNA. Its product is annotated as mucolipin-3-like. Gene Ontology annotation, cellular component: lysosomal membrane; plasma membrane. The record is from RefSeq and is a predicted model, not a curated record. Bases 171 to 1808 code for a protein of 545 amino acids. Gene Ontology annotation, molecular function: NAADP-sensitive calcium-release channel activity. Lineage: Eukaryota; Metazoa; Chordata; Actinopteri; Osteoglossiformes; Mormyridae. The transcript has 12 exons.
UCAUACUAACAACUCUUUUUUACUGUACAUUCAAGGUCUUUAAAGUUAAACUUUAAUAUUUUUGAGGGUUUCAUAAACUACAGCAGGCCAACCCUAUAAAUAAGAUGGACUUUGAGCAACUAAAGAGUCUGUGGGUAGCUUGGAAAUAGGUGUCAUUUUCGCUGUAAGAGAUGGACGAGGCAGGACGCACUGUAGCCUAUGCGUCAGUAAACACCAUGGACGGCCACUGUCUGAACUGGGACCAAGCUGCAGUUGAAGGUUUUAGGUGGAAACUGAAAUACUUUUUCAUGAACCCUUGUGAGAAAUACAGAGUCCGAGGACGAAAACCUUGGAAACUCGCACUGCAGAUUCUUAAAAUCGCCAUCACUACAAUUCAGUUGGUCUCAUUUGGACUCAGUAAUGAGAUGGUGGUCACCUUCAAAGAGGAGAAUUUGGUGUCGUUCAAGCAUAUUUUCCUUAAAGGAUAUUCUGACCGAAUCACUGACACUCACACAGUGUAUUCAAAGGACGAUGUCUACGACCACAUCUUAUUCAUAGCAGAUCAGUACAUGAACUUGCCUAACAUCACAGUUGGAAACCACGCUUAUGAUAAAAAUGAAGGAAUCUAUGCACCACUCUCCGUUUGUCAGGAUUUUUAUAGAAAUGCUAGCAUUUCUUCUGAAAAUGAAACGUUUGACAUCGAUACGAAAAUUGAAACAGAAUGUGCUAAAGUUUAUCCUGGACAGCCUCCAGCAGAAGACAGACUGGAAGAAUUCCUGAAGAAUCUAACUUUGAAUUUUAAAAGGCUUCUGUCUGUCAAUAUUAACUUUACUCUUAAGGCCAUAAAUCUUCGGACCGUCGAGCAUCACGAGCUUCCUGACUGCUAUAACUUUAUUGUCAUGAUUACUUUCGACAACAGAGCUCACAGCGGACAAAUAAAACUUAAUCUUAAGAAUGAUGUUGAUAUGUAUCAGUGCAGAGACUGGAAUGUAAUAGGAAUGUCAGGGAGAAACAUCCAAUACACAUUAUUCUUUGACUGCAUAACAACUGUAGUCUGUUUGGCCUCCCUGAUUCUGUGUAGCCGUUCAAUUAUCAGUGGCAUUCAGCUGCAGUUUGAGUGCAUGCAUUUUUUCUGGACUUUUCUUGGAAAGAAUGUGCCCUGGUCCGAUCGGAUGGAGUUUGUAAAUGGAUGGUAUAUACUGAUCACUGUCAGUGAUACUCUAACCAUUGUUGGGACUAUUCUGAAAAUAGCAAUUCAGACCAAGAAUUUAACAAGCUAUGAUGUCUGUAGUUUUCUGCUGGGGACUGCUACACUGUUUACCUGGGUUGGAGUCAUUCGUUACUUAGGCUACUUUAGGAAAUAUAACAUUCUUAUCCUAACGCUGAGAGCGGCUUUUCCAAACGUGGUCCGUUUUUGCUGCUGUGCCUCCAUGAUCUACCUUGGUUACUGCUUCUGUGGUUGGAUCGUGUUGGGACCUUAUCAUGAGAAAUUCCGGACCAUCAACACCGUGUCAGAGUGCCUGUUCUCCCUCAUCAAUGGAGACGACAUGUUCACGACGUUCAAGAACAUGCAACAGAGGAGCUCCCUUGUGUGGCUAUUCAGCCGGCUAUACCUCUACUCCUUUGUGUCCAUCUUCAUCUACACAGUGCUCAGCCUGUUCAUCACUGUCAUCACUGACACAUAUGAGACUAUCAAGAAACGCCAGCAAAGUGGUGUCCCUGAAUCAGAAUUGCAUGCCUUCUUGGCAGAUUGUAAAGACCUGCCUGAUUCAGGAAUGUUCAAGCAAGAGAAUGUACCAUCUCCAUGCCUUUCCUGUUGUCCUCGGUAA